CACACAACUCACUUAAAGGCAACGACGUUAUCUUCUAAGCUGGAAGAAACAACUUCUUGUUGUUGUUUUUCGUGUUAUUAUGUGACGUACACGCUUGUAUAAAAAAGUUGGAAAUAAUUGCCUUUUCCCUUAGGACUGUAAUCUUCCCCCAUGAGGUUACAUUCUGAUGGGAUUAAGAGCUUAGGCUUAUCAGGAUUUUAGUUCUUCGGAGUGCCUGUCUGAUUCGCUGGACUUUGUCUUAAUUGGCGCUGAUUGGGGUCGGCUAAAAGACUGGAUUGUGAUGUCUGGAAAGGCUGUCGCUACCAACUAGGAACGAAUUUUCCGUUUUAUUUCGGAGGCCUGCACAGGAUGGCUGCGGAUUUUGAUCCCCUGGAUCGUGAUGCUUGGUAUUUCGGAUUGAUCUCUCGUGAAGAAUCAGUACAGAUCUUGAAGGAUGAACGCGAGUCUGGGGUAUUUUUGGUUCGUGACAGCACGUCCAGUCCCGGCGACUAUGUUCUCUGUGUUAAAGAGGAUAACAAAGUCAGCCAUUACAUCAUUAAUAAAACAAUAACUGACGAUGAUGCUAAACUGACGUUCCGCAUUGGCGAACAAGAUUUUUCCAAUCUCUCCGAGCUGUUGAGCUUUUACAAAUACCACUACCUCGAUACUACUCCUCUUAUUCGUCCUGCCAAAAGGAAGCUGGAACAGGUUAUUACGAAGUACGAUUUUGCUGGACGGGAUCCUGAUGAUUUGCCUUUCAAGCGCAACGAGAUCUUAACAAUUAUUCGCAAGGAUGAAGAACAGUGGUGGACAGCGAAAAAUGCCGAUGGCAAUACCGGGUCGAUUCCCGUAACCUAUGUGCAGAAGUAUGAUGCUAGGAAUGCCUUGGUCAGCUCUCCACAGAACGGUAGUCGAAGUGCGCCAAGGCCUUCAUCCACAGAAAAUCCCACGAGAGUGCCUGUACCUCGAACUCUUCCCGCCUUCGCGAAGGCUAUUAAAGACAGACAGAAUAUCCAUGAUGACACCCAGCUUUCUAUUAAGGUUGGUGAUGUCAUUGAAGUUACCAAUAUGAAUGCCAAUGGCUGGUGGGAUGGCAGUCUGAAUGGGAAAACAGGGCGAUUUCCGGCUACUUAUGUGGAAUGGGUGGAGGACGCCAACGGCACGCACUGAUGUAAUGUGACAAUACGUGGAAUACAUCCCUUCGUUUUUCCUGACUGGGCAGUGAUUUUUGAAAAAGUUUUAAUGGUUUGUGGUGGCUUGCUGUUUUUAAGGUAUGUUCACUUACCCGUUUUUAAUGUUUUUAAUUUUUAACUUGUUAAUGUUCGAAGGAUUUUAAUUUUAAGGUCGUACUAUGAAAGAUUUUUGACUUGUUUUCAUGGCCUAUCAGGCAUCAUUGGUUUGCUUCUAGAUUUAUUUUGCUGUAAUUUUGUGGUCGGUAUAUGGAUGAGAAUUGCUUCAACCGUUGUUUUUCUGUUUUGGAUUGAUGGGUUAAUUUAAUAACAAUCUCACUUAGUUUA
Messenger RNA from Paramacrobiotus metropolitanus, 1496 nucleotides. RefSeq names its product adapter molecule Crk-like. Lineage: Eukaryota; Metazoa; Tardigrada; Eutardigrada; Parachela; Macrobiotidae. The record is from RefSeq and is a predicted model, not a curated record. Gene Ontology annotation, molecular function: protein binding.